Messenger RNA from Haliotis rubra (blacklip abalone), 34739 nucleotides. Its product is annotated as microtubule-actin cross-linking factor 1-like. Gene Ontology annotation, molecular function: calcium ion binding; structural molecule activity; microtubule binding. Gene Ontology annotation, cellular component: cytoplasm; cytoskeleton; intermediate filament. The record is from RefSeq and is a predicted model, not a curated record. Gene Ontology annotation, biological process: intermediate filament cytoskeleton organization; wound healing. Lineage: Eukaryota; Metazoa; Mollusca; Gastropoda; Lepetellida; Haliotidae.
CGAGAAUAGCCCCGGUAGUAUAUAUACAGCUUAUCUCCCAACCGUUGUUCAUUUCAAUGUAUCAGUGAGGUGUGACACUACCAGGACAUCGAGAGUGUACCAAUGAGGAUACUUACAUCGCCUGGGGAGCUUACCGUGCAGAUGUGGCAUGACUACAGCGAGGUAAACUAGACCAGUCCACACCAUGAAGGAAUACUAAUACAAGAAACAUGGAUCGAUCACCGUACCAUUGUAAGGAUUUUUACCAAUUCCAGGAAGACUACGAGUCUCUUCCUCUGUGUGUAUUGCAGCUGGACCCGGCAGACAGAGCUGUGAUACGAAUAGCAGACCAGCGAGAUGCUGUUCAGAAGAAGACAUUUACAAAAUGGGUCAAUAAGCACUUAUUAAAGUGGUAUCCUCUUCCUGUUGAUUACAUGCAGCAUUGGAGGUUUUCACAGGCUGGAAGGAGAAUAGUGGACUUGUAUGAAGAUCUCCGUGAUGGACAUAACUUGAUCUCACUUCUAGAGGUGCUGGCACACGAAAUAUUGCCAAGAGAAAAAGGACACAUGAGAUUCCACAAAAUUCAGAAUGUACAGAUAAGCUUAGAGUUUCUCAAAAUGAAGGGGAUACGACUGGUCAAUAUUAGGUCCGAUGAAAUUGUGGACGGCAACCCCAAACUGACCCUGGGGUUGAUAUGGACUGUUAUCUUACAUUUCCAGAUUUCCGAAGUUGUGGUGCCAGGGCAAACUGAAGACAUCACAGCACGUGACGCCUUGUUGCUAUGGAGUCGCAGACAUGUGGAAGGAUACCCUGGCGUCCAGAUCAGAGACUUUUCGAGAAGUUGGAGAGACGGAAAAGCAUUCCUUGCCAUUGCACACAGACACAGACCAGAUUUGGUGGACUUCCGGAAAGCCAGACAUUGCAGCAACAAACAGAACCUUGAGACAGCUUUCCGAUUGUAUGAGAGGGAAUAUGGAGUUACCAGACUUCUUGACCCUGAAGAUGUGGAUGUACCUGAACCUGAUGACAAGUCUGUGUUGACCUACGUUUCCUCCCUCUACGAUGUCUUCCCACAAGUCCCCACAGUCGAGCAGUCUCUCAGAGACAAUGAGCGUCAGCUGAAGGUGGAGGAGUACCGCGACCUGGCCACCGCCCUGCUGUCCUGGCUGACCCCCACAACCAACAUGAUGCUCGACCGCUCCUUCCCAGGCACCCUGAUGGAGCUCAAGAAUUUGCUGACCGACUUCAAUAGAUUCCGUCUAGAAGAUUUCCCAGCGAGAAUGGAACAAAGAAAGAAGCUCCUAAAACUGUGGGAAGAAAUACAGCACCUCUCCACAGACUCUGCCCAUCCAGGGAUAGAGGAGGAAUUUAGCCCAGACAAUAUCAACCGACUGUGGAGCAGAUUCGUCUCUGCCCAGCAAGAGAGAGACAUGGCCCUCCAAGCAGAGAUACUCAGGUUGGAGCGACUGCAGCGAGUAGCGGAGAAGGUCCACCGGGAGUCCAAGAUGAACGAGGACACACUGAGUGAACUGGAGAGGAAGGUGGCAGAGGAGGAGAGGAGGGUGGAUGUGAUACACCCCUUCGAGGCCAAGCGUAACUGUGAUGCAAUUGACCGGUCCAUCAAGACUAUUGAGGACAACAUUCGUAACCUGUUCCGAGACAUUCACAGUUUACAAGAUGGCCGAUAUCCCCAGGCAGAUCAAAUCUACAGGAGGGUAUCCGACCUACAGACACGUGUGUCGCACCUACGCACACAACUAUACAGCAAAGUGGUGCAGCGGCUGCUGUCCAGGUCGUACGUGGAGGAGGGCCGCACCAUUACCAAGAGGAAAGAGGUCAUCACAGAGGUCCGGAUGGUGGACACUAACCCCGCCUUCAAACACUUACAGGACUGUCUAGACUGGAUCGAGGAGAAGCAGCAAUCCCUCGAGUCAGCCGAGUACCACAAUGAACUGUCCCGUAUCCAGACCCUCCUCCAGGCCCACCAACGGGUCCACCAGGACAUCAUGAGCUUCCGGGCCCAGAUCGACCAGUGUAUAGCAGACCGGCGAAGUCUUUCAUCUGAAGAACAAAAGCUUUACACCCAGACUCUUUCCAAAGCUGAAGUGGCUUACUCCCUGUUAACGAACACGUCCGUACGCCGUCAGAAGUGCCUGGAAUCACUACACGACUUCAUCCAGUUGGCCACGGCAGAGUUGGUGUGGCUCGGACAGAAGGAGGGUGAGGAGACGACCCGAGACUGGGGCAGUCGCAACAUCAACAUCGGGGAAGUCGACGAACAACACAGGGGCCUGGUGAGACAGCUUGAGUCCCGCGAGUCCCAGUUCAACGCUGUACAGGAGCGAGGUGGCGCUAUGAUUCUAGACAGACAUCCUGCAGCUAAGACUGUUGAGGCUUACAUGGCCACGUUGCAGUCUCAGUGGUCCUGGCUGUUGGAGUUGACGGCGUGCUUGGAGCAGCACCUCAAGCACGCCACCGUACAUCAACAGUUUUUCGAGGAGGGGCAAGAGUGUGAGCAGUGGAUGAUGCGUCAGACGGAACAUCUACAGAAGCGAUACGCACGGAGCAUGCUCCCAGGAGAGGAGGCAGAACAUCUGCUUCGAGAGCUGGAGGAGAUGCAGGACCGUCUCCAUGACUACGAGCGCCACACCUCAUCCCUGAUGGUACGCAGUCGGGAAGUUGUCCCCCUUCUUCAGAGGAACCGCCCUGUGUUCAACCCGGUCCGCAUCCGAUCAAUCUGCACAUACCACCAAGAAGAGCUGAGUUUCCAGAAGGGAGAAGAGUGUGUUUUAUUGAGCAAUUCCGAUCCUCUGAAAUGGAAGGUGCGGACGGCUGUGGGUAAAGAAUCGACGGUGCCAUCGGUGUGCUUCAUCAUCCCACCACCAAACCAAGAAGCAUUGGACUAUGCAAACAGGUUGAAGUCGCAGCUGGAGAAGUUGUUGUCUCUGUGUCUCACCCAGCAGCGCAACAUGAGGAAGGGAAUGGUGCUUGCCACGAUAGAGAUUGUCAAGGGAUGGGACCUCAAACAGUUCCGUGCCCUUGACCCCUCCCAGCGUGUAGCCAUAUGGCAGGCACUGAGACAGGAUGCGGAGAAGCUCUUGGCCGAGAGUGGAGAUUCUGACCCCCAGAUGGUCAAACUCCGACAUGAUCUUCAGGAGUGUAACCAGAUCUUCCUCAACCUCUCAUCUCAGGCAGCAGCAGAUGAGUCCAAGUUGAGUCAGUCGGCAUCACAGAGCUUCCUGCAGCAGCUGGAGCAGGUGAACCGCAACCUGGGUCAGUGUGACCAGCAACUGUCCACCCUCCUCAACAAGCCUAUCCACAACAACACUGACGCUGUUCACCGAUCUCUUACCGCACAUCAGGAAUUUGACAGAGAACUACAGAGCCAUGAACGGGAUGUUGAUCGUCUGCAGAAGACGUACCAGAACAUCUCGCCAAAAACAUCCCAGAUUGAAUCCCGCCUCAAUCUUGUGGUCCAGAAAUGUGACCAGCUUAAAGCAAUUUCACAGAUAUAUGUAGAUAGAAUGAAGAGUGCCAUGCUUGUGGUUUCGAGUCUUGACGAAGUGAAGCAACUAGUGUCGGACUAUGAGAUUACACUGGCCUCACACGACAACAUGACCUCUGACAUGCAGGGUCUUCGCAAUACAAAAGAGGAACUGGUGGAUCUACAGUCUUCCAUCCAGACCAAGCAGCCCCAUGUCGACUCCCUGAAGCGGGAGGUGGUGAAGCUGCGUUCCCUGACCGAACACAGUCGCCCAGGUGUGAUGCAGCACCACGACGUGGAGUCCAUGGAGAAGGAUGUCGAUGAGGUCACCGGGCGCUGGGACAAUGUCUGCAUACAAGUGGUGGAGAGACUAAGGAGUCUGGACACGUCUUCAGACCUGGCCUCCCUGUACCACAACGGGCUGACUGGAGAGCAGCGAUGGGUCGGCCAGAUGCAGACCAAGAUCGAGGCACAGCCCCUCCUGUCAGACAACGUCGACCAUGUCAAGCAACAGCUGGAACCUACCAUGUCUAUUUACAACUCCCUUGGGGAACGCCGUCACCAGAUCGAGGCUGUGAACCGUCAUGGCGGACAGUACAUCCGAGAGGCAAAGAUUUAUGACAAGCGACUACGACACUACAGGGAAAGUCUUGAAGAAGUCGAUGCCAAGUUGAUUGAGACUGUACACAAGAAGAUAAAGACCCAAUCAGGCGCUAAAGCAGUGCAACAGGAACUAGACACACUGAACAAAGACUACAUGGAAAUGGUGACGUGGACGAAUGCCAGGUUAAAGGACAUUACAGCCAUACUGUCACAGGCCAAUAUAGACAUAAAGUUCCAAAUGGUCAUAGAUGAUGAAAUUCCCCUACUUCGUACAUUCCGUGCUGAGCUGGCUAAACGAUCCUCCAUGCUGUUUGAUGAGGACAUGGAGGAGUUCUUCCAGCAGCUCAACGAGUUUGAGGGCUAUGGAAACUUACCCACAACCUACUUUGGUGGACACCAUACUUACGUCAGUCAAGCAGUUGUCCAGCCAUCUGCUACAGUUUCAGCCCAGCUGGAGAACCAGGAGAGGCUGUUACGAGUUUCCAAGGUCGGAACUGUCCAAGAAGUUGUAGCUUCUCCACAAAGUAUGAGUGUUUCUGUGAGUCAAGAUCGUCAAAGACGUCUGUAUGAAAAGGUGGCUGUGAUGACGAGUUCGAAUGCCAUGGCAACCAGUGCCGAUGUUCAGACAUUGAUCACAGUGAGGAACACUGAAGUUGCACCAAGGGGACCAUUAGUGCAUGUGUCAGCCAUCUUGAACCCAACGACCAUGGAAAGAGUUAACCUGGUUGAAGCUAUACAGUCUGGUUUGAUUGAUCCCAAGACACAAACCUACUGUGAACCCAAAUCAAAACAAAGGCUGUCCUUAAUCAAUGCCGCCAGACAAGGAUUCAUUGACGAGAGCCUUGUGAAACAAUUGAACUCCAACUCAGGCAUCAAGGAUAGGACAGGCAAACCUUUAACACUUCUGGAAGCAGUCGGGAAAGAUUUGUAUGACCCUGUUACCAAUACUGUGAAAGACCCAGCCUUCGGUACAGAAAUGCCUUUGUCAGUGGCGGUGUCAAGAAACAUUAUGUCAGAAUCUUGUGCUGCUUCUCUGCAAGGAGAACCUGUCAAUAUCACAGCUAUAACGCAUUCUCAAGCAGUUGUUCCCAAUUCUGCCCUUGCUAAGGCUGAUGCUUCAGUUAGUCUCACUCAGGCAAUAGAGCAAGGCUUGUUUGAUCAAUCGACUGGAAAGAUUCAUGAUCCCUUUACUGGGGAGAAGUUGACUUUGAUCAAUGCUGUAGAAAGAGGGAUUGUGAAUUCUACUGUGUGUGAAAUUCUGAGUCCACAAACAGGACGGUGCAUUACUCUCACUGAAGCUGUGAGUAAAGGAAUAGUGGACCCUGUGUCAGGGGCAUACAUCAACACAUCUACAAAUCAGAGAUCGCCCCUAGAUACAGCUCAUUCAAAAGGACUUGUGAGGAGACCUACUCCUCUCUCGGAUGUGAUAUCUGAUGGGUGCUUACUUGAAAAUGGAUCAAUACUCGAUAAAGCCUCAGGGCAAGUUGUGACACUUGAAGAAUCAGUGAGAUCAGGUUUGGUUGAUGGUGAAAGUAAAUGUCUUGUUGAUCCCAGAACUGGUGAUGUACUGUCACUGAGUGAAGCCAUGAGGCGAGGACUUGUCAAUAAAGCUGGUGACUUUGUCCCGUUUGGUAGAGGGUCUCCAAAGUCAAUCUUGAGUGCUGUUGGACAGGGAGACUUGAAGCUUGUGAGUGAAAGUGUUACAUUCUCCGACUCCUUAGUGAAGGAUACCUCAACAAAACAAGGUGUAACCUUGUCUGAAGCAAUAAAGCAAGGCUUGAUGACUUCCAAGGGAACAUUCAUUGAUAAAAGGACACGGCAAGAACUUUCUCCACAACAAGCUGUGGCUCGGGGCAUUGUUGAUCAGUCCCUAGUUGAUAAACUAAACCAGAAGACAAGUCUCAAAGACAGAACUGGUCAAAAUCUGACCAUGCUGCAAGGACUGCAGAUGGGAUACAUCUCACCAGAAGAUGGUUCAGUGAAAGACCCAAGAACAGGGAAACUCCGAACUUGCCAACAAGCAACCACAGAAGGAAUAUUAUCUCCAGAUGAAGCUUCAGAUUUGUUGAGUCUCAUCAGUCCAGUUGUGACUUCAACAACCAUUCUGACGCAGAUACAACCUUCCCAUCCUGAGGCUGUGAUCAGAUCUCUGUCGGUGACAGAAGCAACUAGGAGAGGUCUACUGGAUGAUGGAACUGGCAUGUACACUCAUCCCCAGACAGGAGAAAAGAUGCCAGUUGAUGAAGCUUUAAGUAGAGGCUACCUUCGCCUCAGUUCAGAAUGGCCCUCCACACCUGAUGGAACUCUCCCUAAAAGUUUUGACGAAGUGGAUGAAACAAAUGGUGCUACAUUCAAAGUGUCUGUUGGAACACGUCCAAGAGGCACUGAACCAUCCACGUCAAGCGCUCCAGAUUCUUCUGUUGAAUCUUUCAUGUCAAAAUCUGGUGCUCAGUAUUCCUUCACGACCACAACCACAUCUUUACCAUCAAUAACACCAACAGUCAUUAAUGAGACACGUCAGUUGACUCUGAAAUCUGUUGUUGAUCCUAGAACUGGAAGGGACAUCAGUGUCACAGAUGCCAUGAAUCGGGGCUUGAUUGAUCUUGAGAAAGGACUGUACUGUGAUUCAGCCAGUGGAACAAAAAUGCCCUUGAACAUUGCUGUUGAACGAGGCUACAUCAAGGCAGAUCAAAUGAGUGAUUCGAGUUCUCAAAAUGGUGAACCUAUUAAAGAAACAAGAGCAUUUUCAAUCACUGGUGUUAUUCAUCCUAAAACUGGUGAGAAAAUGACCGUUAGCCAGGCAAUAAGAAACGGAAUCCUUGAUCAAGAAAAUGGCCUCUAUCAUGGUGCUGACAAGUUUGGUAGAAAGCAAACAAUGCCCAUCAGUGAAGCAAUUCAAAAAGGCUUUGUGAUAGCUGAAGAUAUCAGCACAACUGUGUCUGUACCUGGAUCUCUACUUAGAGAAACAAAAACAUUCAACUUGAAGAGUGUGAAACACCCUCUCACUGGCAAAUACAUGACUGUAGCAGAUGCUGUAGCCCAGGGCAUCAUUGACGAGUCAGAAGGUGUUUACAUUAAUCCCUUCACGGGAGUGAAAAUGUCAAUCCAUGAAGCCAUUGAGAAGAAACUGAUUGACGCGGAACUUACUUCAGUGACAUCAAAUGCAGAAGGAGAUGUCAACAAAAUAACCACAACAAAACUGACAACGCUAGCUGUGACGGCUGUCAAAGAUCCAAGAACUGGCAAACUAGUAACUGUUAACAAGGCAAUUGAGGAUGGUAUCCUUGAUCACGGGAAGGGUAUCUAUCACAAUCUUGUCACUGGUGAGACGAUGCCACUUAAUGAAGCAAUAGACUGUGGCCUUGUGAUGGCAGACACAGCAGAUGAUGAAGAUGAGUUAGAAAGAGCAUCGAUUACUAGCAUUCAUAUUGCUGAUGAUCAAGAAUCCUUUGAAGCUACCCUGCUUGAGGACAUUCACUCCGAAACUAUGACUCUAAGCAUCAGCAGUGUGAUUGAUCCCAGAACGAUGGAGAUGAUCUCUUAUGAUGAUGCCGUCCUCAAUGACGUUCUGAUGGUAAAUGAUGGCAUUUACCGGAAUCCCUUAACUGGUGAAAAAAUGACAAUUACUGUUGCCAUGGAAAAAGGCUUAAUUCAUGGUGAAGUCACAGCAAAGACAAAAGAGGAAGAAAUCAUGAGAUGCUCUGUCAAUGCAGAAAAACCAACUUUCACUUCAUCUCACCAGAUAACAUCUGCUAUUGAUCCAAGAACUGGAAAGCAGAUUUCUGUAGCAAGGGCAGUGAAAGAAGGACUCAUUAAUGUUGAAAAAGGUACUUUCUAUGACACCAGAUCUAGAGAAGAGAUCUCUCUUGAGAGUGCUAUGAACCAAGGCUUCUUAAACCCAUCCAAACAGACUGGUGCUUCCGAACUUGAGAAAUCUAUGGAUGAAGAUGAUGAUAUACCAAAGAUUGUUCUUAGAAGAAGCUCUGAUAAAGAUUCUCCUUGGUCUGUGGUGGACAUUGAAUUGGAAAAGACAACAGUGGAAGAACCUGGAGAGUCCACACUUGCAACGGAAGUUCUUCAUUAUUCCACUGAAAUAGAAAGUCAUAGUCCAUUGAACAGAUCUACAGACUUCCCUCAUACUCCACUUACUCCAGGUGAAGUCUUUACUCAGGAAUCAGGGAGACAACCUCUCGGACUUUCUUAUGAGUCAGCAGUGAAACUAGGCAUAGUAGACACAGAAAGAGGCCGAGUCAAAGAUCCUAAAACAGGAGUGACAAUGACCUUGUCUGAUGCAGUCACAUGUGGACUAAUUGAUUCUGAUAAAACAGCCAUUUCUGAUCCCACCUCAGGAAGGACCGUCAGUCUUAGUGAUUGUUUAGCAAAAGGUAUCGUUAAUCCAGUGUCGUGUAAAGUUGAUCCUCUUGUAGCUGAACAAUCUGGAGUGAGGCAAACAGAACAACCAUACAAAGGGAAACAGCUGAACCUGAUAGACACCGUAAAGAAUGGAUUGUUUGACAACAGAUCUGGAAAGAUCUUUGAGCCAACCAUUGGCAAAUCAGUCACAUUGCGAGAAGGAUUGAAUAAGAACUAUAUUGAAGGCACACUGGUUACUGUGAAAAACACUCAGACUGGAGAAAGGGUGCCCUUGAAACGUGCAAUGCAGCAGGGUCUCAUUGAUGGGACAUUGUGUUUAGUUUGGGACAAGUCAACCAACAAGAAAAUACCACUUCCUGUUGCAAUAGAAAGAAGCUUGGUUGAAAAUGUGCUUGAUUGUUCAUCUGGCCAGGUAUUGGAUUCUCAGUCUGGUAAACAAAUUCCUUUAGAAAAAGCCCUUGCGCAGGGUAAACUCAAGCCAGAAAGUGUUGAGGUAUUGGAUACAAGGACUGGUGAACAUGUCCAGUAUCAGGAUGCAUUGAGACGUGGUCUCAUCGACAGGUCAGGCAAUGUUGUGGACAAGUCUGAUGGAAGCAGGAUGUCUGCAGAAGAGGCACUGAAGAUGGGUCUGCUUGCUGUUGUUGGUGGGCCUAUUCUAGCUGGAAAGAUGGUUGUAGAUGCAGUGAAGAAGAAGACAUCAGAGAGAUCAAGCCGUCCAUCUGGAUUCUCUGAAGGACAGUUGAAUGGGGAACCAAAUGCAAGGGAGCCCCCAAGAACAGUGGAGACAAGGGAAACAGAACCAUUGACAACAAUUGUGUAUGCUAAACCAGGUGACAACAUCCGUCCUGCAAAGCCAACAAAAUCCAGGGAUGUUAAGGAAGUAGUGAUUGAAACAAGUGUGAUUCCAAAGGUCAGGAAACCAUCUGAUGUGUGGGAAGAUGGAAAGAUUGAAACAAAGUUGCAUGAGGUGGGGAAGGUGACAGAUGAACUGGAUUAUUCGGAAACAUCCACUAACAGAUUUUCUUCGGUAAGUCGUAUAGUUGGAGUUGCUCCUGUAGAUUCUGCUUCCUCCCUGUUCUCUGCACCCUCUCCAUCAUCGCCAACAAAACCAUCUGUGCAUAUUUCUCAACAGUCUCAGGUGAAGGGCGUUCCUAUGCAACAUAGUCCAAGCUCUGUCUCUGCUCCCCAAAUGUAUACACCCUCUAUCUCCAGUUCUGAAACCAAACCAAGUGUGCCCUCUGUUAGUGACUCUGACCUUGAUAUAGACUGGAAUUCUGGACAAGUCCUUGUUAAAUCUACUGGUGUUGCAAUGACUGUUACUCAGGCUGUGCAGAAAGGGUACAUUAAUUCUGAGGUUGUUGAAAGGCUUGCUGUGAAUUCUGGAUUUGAGUCUGGGCACAAGAUAACAAUAAACUGGGAUGAUGGGUCAAUUACAGAAAAGAACUCGGACAAGACAUACACUAUCCAUCAAGCUCUAGAUAAAGGUCUUAUUGACAGACCUACAUUCAAUGCACUGACAGCUGUAACCGGUGAUCAGACACAAAUACCAUCAGGUUAUACCCAACAAGGUGUGCAGUUUUCUGAAACAUUCAAGUCCACAACAGUGCAAAAGAGUACCAUCAGGGAAGGCAUUGCUGGUGACAAGAUCACUUCCUCUGCAAGACAUUCGGAGAAGGUGGAAUCUGUGGCUGGAACUAGAAUAACUGAUACAAAGCCUUUGAGACCGUCCAAUGAAGUUCCCACCUUGAAUCAACUUGUGAAAGAAGAACAGUACAUUCCUUCUACUGGAAAGGUGAUUGACCCCAAGACAAGGAGAUCAAUGACAAUAAGUGAAGCUGUUGGAAAAGGACUGGUUGACUCUGAAAACUCUGUUGUCAUCGAUCCAAAAUCUGGCCAUGCUGUCCCACUUGUUGAUGCAAUUGACAGAGGUAUCUUGGAUCCCAGAACUGGUUACUUAGUUCAUGCUGACACAGAUGAGAAGAUUACCCUGCAGGAAGCUGAUCUUGAAGGGCUCAUUCCUCACCCUGAACACCUGAAUACUUUACGAAUCAAUGGCAAAGCCAUGACUUUGAAAGAUGCUGUUGCUAAAGGACUUGUUGACAUGGAGAGUGGCACCUUCACUGAUCCAUUGACAAGUGACAUCAUGUCUCUGGCUGCUGCAAUCAGCUAUGGCUAUGUUGCUUCUGGAGAAGCACAGACUACAACUUCUGGAAAGUCUGUCACAUUCAAUGUAAGUGAGGAGCUCAAUGAAAUCAGAACAACAAAGGAGCAUGUUGAGAGGAGGUCCAGAGACCGAGAAGUUACUGAUCCUUCAAAACGGAUAUCGUUUGCUGAAGCCCUUGACCUGGGUUUCAUUGAUCUUGAAACACAGAAAUACACAGACCCAAAUACUGGAUCGAGAAUAGCCAUUGUAGAUGCCCUGAGAGAACAGAUCCUUGACCCUUCAGCUACCCUGGAGCCUGCUGAAUCAGAUGGUAUGAGUCCUUUGACUGCAGUUGAGAGAGGCCUGUAUGACAAAACUAAAGGAGGAUUUAAGGAUCCUGCUUCCCCAAAGAAAAGUCUGACAUUCCAAGAAGCUGUAUCCACAGGCUUUCUGAGUAGCAAGUUCUCCAUUUAUGAUGUGAAAUCUGGUGAAAUUUACACACUAGAAGAGGGCAUUUCAGAAGGAAAACUAGAUGCAACAUCUGGAGAGGUGUAUGACCCAGACACUAAACGAAGCAUUCCGUUGAAAGAAGCUGCAAAGAUGGGUCUCAUAGCCGUUGUUGGUGCUCCUGUAGCUGCUGCCUUCAUGGCAAAGGAGAAAAUUGGUUCUGCACUGCGAUCAAAGAAAGGAGCUGCACCAGUACAAGGACCAAAAGAAAGUGAAGGGCCAUUGAUUACUUUCCAAACCGUAACAGUGAAACAACUCUCUCCUAAAGUCAUUGAAGUGACCCAGAUGGAACAAGGUACAGAACUGGAGAAGGGGAAGGCUGAUGUCUUGACCUUAAUGGAAGCUGUGUCAACUGGCUACCUGAACACAAAGACAGGUGUACUUAAAGAUCCAAACACAAGCAGACAAGUUACUUUGUUUGAGGCUGUCAGACAAGGUGUUGUCAGGGGAGAUUCUGCCAUUGUUAAUGAUAAAGGAUCAAAGAUACCACUAGAGAGAGCAUUGCUUGAUCGUAUUCUUGAUCACACAGGUCACAUGGAAGUUAAGGGAUUGACCAAGAACCUAGAACAGCUAAUAAAGGAAGGAAUCAUUCAGGAAGUGUCAGUCAAUCCAAUUGAACAGAGCAAAAUUCUGGCCAAAACAGUUGAGAAAGUAAGUGUUGACUCCGUAUAUGAUUCAAGAACAAAUCAACAAAUCAGUCUUGAUGAAGCUAUUGACAAAAGAAUUAUUCAUCUUGAAGAUGGAACAUAUGUUGACCCUUCUAAAGGAACGACUAUGGACAUUUCUGAUGCUGUUAGAAAGGGGCUUGUCCAGGGUACUCUCAUUGAUAGUGUAAGAACAAAAGAACACACAACAAGAGCUGGUUUCGCUGCAGAAGUAGCAUUUUCAGAAAAGAAGACCCUGAAAGUACAAUCUGUAAGAGAUCCUGAAUCUGGUAGAAAUAUUCCACUUGCAGAAGCAAUAUCCAAAGGAGUUAUUGACAAAGAAGGAAAAACCUAUUUCGAGAAGUCAUCCCAGAAACAUAUUCCCAUUGAAAUGGCUAUGGAACAGCAGUUGGUGACAGCAAGUGAAAUUAAGGCAGAGAUGAAGACAGGAGAAAAGUACACAAGAUCAAGUGAAAACAUUGUUACACAGACAAAAACGUUCAAUAUUCAAGGAGUAUUGGAUCCUGCAACAAACGUCCAGAUGACUGUUGCAGAGGCAAUUCAGAAUGGUGUUCUUGAUACAUCUGCAGGUGUCGUAGUCAAUAAAAGAACUGGUGAGUCAAUGCUAAUUGCAGAUGCGCUGAAGCAAGGCUUAUUGAAAGGGACCACUUCUUCUGGUCAAGGGGCACAUGAUGUCUCUGGUGUGAAAAGGAGAGAUCAACAACAGUCUGUGUAUGAUGCAGAGAGUGGACAUUACUUGUCUUGGAAGGAAGCAGUUCGACAAGAUAUUAUUGACCCAACCACAGGAAUGUAUAAGAUUUCUGACUCAGAAGCCAUGUCAGUUGAACAGGGUGUCCGUGAAGGUUUGAUCAGAAAAGGGCCUGCACAAAGCACUCUGAAAAAACGAAAGUCGUUCGAUGUUACUGCAGUCUACGAUUCCAGAAAGGGCAAAGAAGUCUCUGUUGUAGAAGCUAUUGACACUGGACUAAUCAAUUUGCAGACUGGAAUGUACAAUGACCCAGCCUUCUCAACAUCAAUAUCUAUUCAAGACGCCUUUCAAAAGGGACUAAUUAGUUCCUCAACCAGAGAAGUAAGACCUGAAACAACAUUUGCAAAGUCUUUGGCAGUUUUAGAUUCUGGUGACGGAGAAACUAUUCCUACCCCAGUCAUUGUAGAAAAGCGAGAUAUUCCAGUUCGCGAGAGAGCAACAGCAGAAUAUAUUGAUUCAAGUACAGGAAAAGCUGUCCAUGGUGCUGAACGUUUCCAGAUCUCUGGAGAUGAACAGGAAGGACAGGUACUUACUUCAGUUGUCCAGAAGUCUUUGACAAUUCACAGUCUGGUUGACCCUGCCACUGGAAGAGAGAUCUCACUGGCUGAAGCUGUAGAAGAAGAAAUAUUUGAUCCUGACAAAGGAGAGCUCAUCAACAAGAACACUGGUGAACAUAUGUCUGUUGAUGAAGCUAUGGGAAAAGGUAUGGUGAGUGCUGAUGUCACUCAAGGACAGAAAGCUCAGGAAUUCACUCUCAUCAAAGGCUUGAUCAUCACCAGUGUAACUGAUGCCAAGACAGGAAAAGAGAUGUCAGUUGGGGAUGCCAUGAAAAAUGGCAUACUGGAUGAAAAGGCAGGAACCUAUUACAACACAGUUACAAAGAGGAAGAUGCCUAUCAAGGCUGCACUGAAGCAGGGGAUGAUUGAAGGAAAAGAUGUGGAAAAAUCUGAACAAAAGAAACAGGACUCUAAACAAAUAAAUGUGACUUCAGUCAUGGAUUCAAACACAGGAGAGGAACUCAGGCUGGAGGAUGCCAUGUACAAGGGUAUCAUUGACGAACAUUGUACAAUGUAUACUGAUAGUCUGACUGGAAAGAAAUUGACUGUAGAGGAAGCUAUGAAAGAGGGACUUGUUGCAGGAUCCAUUCAGACUAUAUCUCAAACACAGACAACAGUUAUGUCUAAGAAAUCAUCCUCAAAGUACAACAUUGUUGGUGUUAUUGACACCAGAAACGGGGCAGAGAUCUCUGUUGGUGAGGCAGUUAACAAAGGAAUACUCGAUCCAACAGGAACAUUUGUGGACACCAGAACAGGAUCUGUUAUGUCUGUGGCAGAUGCUAUCAAGAAAGGAUUAGUCAUCACUGAAGAGGUAGGAGAUGAAAAGGGGUCAGCUGAUGUCAGUAUCACUGUGAAACGUCAUGGAGAAAAAUUUGUAGAUGCAUUGAGAAAUGGUUCUGUGGACCCCAAUACCGGACUGUACAGGGACAAAGAAGCUGCGAAAACAUACAGUGUUGAUGAAGGGAUUCGAUCUGGUAAACUUCUCAGUGAUGAUGGGAGACCGUACAGGUUCAAGGUUCAGCCAAGCAAAGGAAUUAGGUUCACCUUUCAGAAUGCUCUUAAGCUGCGAUUCAUAGACACUACAACUGGACUAUUCCAUCAUGAACUUUCUGGACAAGAAAUGACAAUUCAAGAAGCCCUUCAAAGGUUUUUUUUAUCCCCAGUCUCAACAGUUGUUGGUAAUCGAGGGGAAAGUGUGGUCAUAUUGAAAUCAGGUGUGGCACCAGUCAUUUCUGCUGAGGGAAUGAAGGAGCUUAUCGACACACAAACAGGGCAGAAAAUGACAGUAACUGAAGCUCAGGAAAAGGGUAUGGUUAGUCAGCUGUCUCCAACUGAGAAACCAAGUCUUGAUGAAGCUUUCACAGCAGGUUCGGUAGACUCAACAGGACUCUACCAUGAUCCUCUCACUGGUGAAACCAUGACAGUUGAUGAAGCAGUGAUGUGUGGAUUCCUCAAUCUGCAACCAAAUGCACAACCAAAUGGAAACGAAGAUGUUGUGGAUCGAAAACCUCAACACAAGAAAGAAACACUGUCUCUAUCCAAUGCUGUCAAAUUUGAGAUGGUGGAUCCUUUAACUGGCAUAUUCACAGAUUCUGAGUCUGGAAAGUCCAUGCCAGUAGGACAAGCUGUGUUAGAAGGGUAUCUGGCACCAACAAUGUCAACUUCAAAAGAUCAUGAUAACCACAAGCCACCACAGGACCAAUACAUCACAAUGACAGAGGGCUCUCCCUUCAAACCAAACCAAGACAUUGUGGUUGAAAACGGACAGGUUGUGUCCACAACAGCCACAGAAGUGACUGUUACAUCUGGCUGUGCAACCUACACAGCUAGACCAGGAUUUACAAUAGAUUCAUCUGGUAAUGUUGUUAACAACAAAACAGGUGAAAAGAUGUCGUUGUCAGAAGCUGAACAUGCCGGAAUUGUAGACGUUGAGGAGUCUCAAGGUGUGAGUGCUGUGCAGGUGACGAGUCCAGCCCCUCCAGUCAUUGAGGUAUCUUCCCCAGCAUCCUCUGUCACGACGUCUUCAGCAACUACCCCAACCACACCGGUGGAUAAGGAACGGACAAAGGAUUCGUUAGGUAGAACCAUCAAAGUUUCACCCAUGUCCAUAUGUGAUGAACAAGUUAAAACUUCCACUCCUGAUACAUCAGCAGACAGUGAAUUUACUGAAACAUUGACACAAGACAGCAAAGUUACAGCUAGUGUUAACUCUCAACCUGAUGGUAGCAAUGACAUGUCCUCCUGUGGAAGUGAUAGUGAUAAAGGGAAAUCCCCAAAGAAGCAACAGCCAAGUCACCCUGCCGGACAAGGAUCACUUAUACUCGAAAGAUACGUUGAAAAUCUAUUGUUCAAUUUUUGGGAGCCUCAAUCAGAGAAGCUUAUGCAUCCUAAAAAAGGAACCAAGCUAGGCUUUCAAGAUGCUAUGAAAGUAUCUCUUCUGCCUGAAAGCCUUAGAGUGAAACAGUUUCAGGGAGAAGAUGAUGUGAGUGUGUUAGAAGCAUUGUCAUCCGGCCAGAUGGACAGGAAGUCAGGCCGAGUUGUUGACAUGAACUCCGGCUUGGUAACUCCAGUCCUGGAAGCUCUGAAAACAGGAGUCCUGUUGAUCCAUGAAGAUGAUGCAUGUGAUGCAAACACCAUAGAUAUGAUAUCAAAAGAAUUAGGAGAGGGACUUUUCCAGCUUGUUGUGAAAGGAGAGGCAAGAAUGUCUUUAAGGAUAAUGGACAGGAAGAGUGGAAAGAAAUACUCAGUUCCAGUGAGCAUCCAGCAUUCACUGAUGUCCGCAAAAGAUGCGACUGUGAAGGACACUGUGUCAGGCAAAUGGAUGAAUUGGGAGGAUGCAAAAAGAGUGGGUUUAGUUUUGGAUGCCAAGCCAGUAACUCUGCAGCAAGCAGUGCUAACAUAUCUGUCAAAGACAAAGAAAGAUCAGUUUUACAAACCUGGUGAAUGUGGAACAUUGCUUACUCUUGGGCAAAUGAUUGACCAAGGUUUUAUUGAUACAAAUAAGAAGGAAAUUUUGGACAAUGAAAACAAUGAAUGGGUCACUGUUGAAGAAGCUGUAUCACGAAAUCUACUUGAUACACAGACAGGGAAAUUGUUUCAUUCAUCCAUUUCGAAGGCAUUACCUCUUCUUGAUGCCAUGGAUAGUGGAUUAAUUAUGUCGAGAAAGCUAAAUUCAGCCAAGUCUCCAACAUCAAAUAUGGCAAAUGGAACAAAUGGAAAGAGACUGAACAUCCCCAAUGGUGAAAGACCUCCUAAUGCUAUUGGAAUCCUGGAAGCUUUAGAAAAUGGAAGUUUGGAUCCGAUGACAGGCGAACUGUUCAUUGAAGGAGAAACAUAUUCAUUUGAGGAUGCUUAUGAAAGUGGGUUGCUCUCCCACAAAGAUGUGUAUGUAGUAGAUCAAGGCACUGGACUGGUGUACACUUUCCAUGAAAGCAUCAACCUUGGAUUUGUGGAUAUGAAGUCAGGUGGUAUAUAUGACACAAUCAGUGGAGAGAAGCUGACUAUUUACAAAGCCAAACAGAAGGGUUUGUUGAGAAAUACUCCCCAAGCAUUCCUGCCUUUGACCAUAGCAUUCCAGAGUGGGAUCUUUAACCCUGAGGAAAAAGCUGUCCAGCAUCCUGUGACAAAGCACUUCAUUUCUCUGACAGAAGCCAUUGCUGAAGGGCUGAUAAAUCCUGCUUCAAGACUAACACAUCCAGUCACCAUGGAAAAAUUCACUCUGCAGGAAGUUAUUUCAAAUGGUUCUUUGAAUCUUGACACGCUUGACAUUGUGAUUCCAGGUGGAAGGAAGAUUUCAUUGUUUGAAACAAUUACACCUGGAAGAAGGAGAUCUUCUUAUGCAGGUGACUUUGGUAGGAAAUCCAGCCUAACUCUUGACGAGGCUAUUAGCAGAGGCAUGUACGAUCCUGUGUUGAAUUGUGUGACAUCGAAAGAUAAAUCAGUUCCACUGAAAGAUGCUUUGAAAUCCAACCUUAUCCACACAGACUCUCUUGUAAGAGACCCUUUCAGUGGGGAUAUUCUUUCCUUGGGAGAAGCCCUAGACAAGAGAAUAAUUGACCCUGAAUCAGGCAAAAUGAUUGAUGCUUCAGGACAAGCAAUCGCUCUUAACUUUGCCAUGGACAAAGGACUGAUUCUAAGGUCAAAAGCUCCACUUGGAUUAUCUCUGUCUGAAACACUUGAUGAAGGUUUAUUUAAUGUCAUUUCAAACAAGUUUCUAAAUCCAGACACAAAUCAAGAAGAAGAUCUAUCAGCUGCUCUUCAAAAUGGUAUAAUUGACCCAGAUCUGAUCAAAGUCAGAGACACAAGCACAGGGAUGUUACUUAACUUUAACUCAGCAGUAGACAAUGGUCUUUUAAAUCUUGAUCAGGGCACUUGCAUGGAUACAGCUGAAGGUGAGGACUACAACUUGAUAGAUGCUAUGGACAAAGGAAUCAUCAUAGACACUUGCAACCAGCCAAAUAUUACCCUCCAAGAAGCAAUUGAAGAAAAUAUUCUGGAUCUUGACACCUGUACAUUCAGAGAUCCUGUCAGUGGUUUUAUUGUUCAGUUAGAUGAUGCUAUGGAGUCAGGACUUAUAGACAGACUUUCUGUUAGUGUGAGAAAUACGUCAAGUAAUACUCUUUUAACACUUGAUGGAGCCAUUGCAGAAGGUCUAGUUGAUUCUUCAACUGGAAUCUACACAGAUCCAGAGUCUGGUGGAAAACUGACUUUCAGAGAAGGUUUUGAAAAAGGUCUCAUUUUCUCUGACUCUUGUAUUUCGGAUGACAGUUUGAUGGAAGCUAUAAGACAGGGGAUAUACAGUGAGAAAACUGGAAAGUUUAUUGAACCAUCUACAGGAAAAGUUAGGGAUCUGAGUGAAGUUUUCCGAGAAGGACUCAUUGACUCUGACAGACUUAAAAUCCUUGAUAAAGGAAACAAGAAACUAUUGACUUUCAAGGAGGCGGUAGAUGCCAAAAUAAUUGAUGUCAAGAAUGCUCUGGUUGUGGACUCUGAAACCAGUGAAAUGGUGAACCUCAAGGAAGCCCUUGAUCGAGGUUUACUCCAAGAGAACAUUAGUUCCAUGACUCUGUCCUUGAAACAAAGUGUUGAUGGGCAACUUCUACAAAUGAACCAAGGUACAAUCCUCGAUCCUUUAUCUAAAAAGCCUCUUUCGUUGAAAGAAUCUAUCGAUAUUGGGCUUAUUGACAUAUCAGAUGUAUUAUUCAAACAGCCAAACAGUCAGACCUACGAACCUCUCUGUGAUGUUUUAGCUAAGUCUGCAGACAUUGAAGAAGACCAAAUUAUCAUUGAUUCCUUGGGAAACAGAGUUGAUAUCUCUCAAGCAUUCAGUGACCAUGUUCUUUUUGAAAAGCCUCCAACUGGUUUACCAUUGGCUGAUGUUUUGGAAAUAGGGUUGUAUGACUGUAGAAAACAAAGAUUUUGUGACCCAGUCUCCGGGAAAGAUCUGACCCUUCAAGAUGCAAUCUGUAAGAAACUUAUCAACCCAGACCUGCCCCAAGUUGUUGUUCCUGAAGUUGGAGAUUUUUCAUUGAAGCAAGCUUUGGACAAAGGCCUUGUUGAUCCUCACACAGGCAGCUACAUAGCCUCAGCUAAUCCACUGUCUAUUAGUGAUGCCAUGACUGCUGGCAGACUCAUCACAUCUGACACACCAACUAGUGGAAGAAAGCAAAAUGUUGUGCAGAUGCAAAACAUGGCAUUUUCAGAGAUGAAUGAAAGGAGUCAGUCUGCUCCAAAUGUCUACCACCCAGAUGUUUCCCCUUCUGGAGAUGAUAAGCAGGUGUUUGACCAACGUUCAGGCCUUAAUGUGACAGUACCUGUUCAGACUGUUUUGAAGGAUGGGAAUUUAACAGUGAAAUCAAUUGAAGGAGAUGCUUUCAGGGCUACAGAUAAGCACAGGCAAAUUGAGCCAUUGAAAGCCAGGGAUUUUAUUGUUGGGGAUUCCAAGAACUCAUCAGACAUUCCUCAACAAGGGACCAAAGACUAUGGUAAAGAUUCAGGGCAAAUGGAAGAGAUUACAGAUCCUGGGAUUUCAAAGGAACAUCAUAGCUUGUCUGUGAACAGAGAUAAAGAAAUGGGACCAAAGGAUGAUGUGACAGGAAAUAAGGCAAAUAUAGACGAUUCAGGAUGUAUCAUGGUGGACUCUACCGAGGAAAGUGUCCUUAUUCCUGCAGUAGAAUUCAAGGAAUUUGUUCAGACGGACAAAGGUCUGGUUCCCAAGCAAGGAGCAGUAACAGCAGAAGUUAACAGAGACUCACCUUUACUCAACACAGUGAAUACUGUGAAGGAUACAGAAGCACAGCUUUCAACUGGUUAUGAAUAUGGCCAACAGUCUCCUAAAGAUGAAUCUAAACUCUUCAUUAAAGGAGUUCCAAGAGCAAAAUCUGCUGACAGUUUAAGAGAUGCAGGCCGUCAUAUUGAGAACAUAGUUCCAGUCCCAAGUUCAUUAGAUGAUGAUUCUGUGGCUUCCUUUGGACAAAAAGUUACAGAUUCUACUACAGAGCCACACAAAGAUGCAUCAAAAUCAGACUUCUCAAGGUCACUAAGUAGCCCAGCAAAAGUGACAACAUCAGAAACCUUCAAUAAGGAUUUACAACAAGUCAAAUGGACACCUCCAUCAAGGGAACUGUCAGCUUCCUUAGAUUCUUUAAUAGAGAAUGCUGUAAAGAAACAGAAAUAUGGUCAGAAGCAUUGGACAUUAUUUGACUUACUUGAGAAGGGAUACUAUGAAAAUGACACAGGUAGAGUUGUAGAUCCAACAACAGGGGAGAGAUAUUCACUUGUGGAAGCUAUAGAGUCUGGUCUGAUUGAUCACAAUGCUAAAGUCAUCUCUCCCUGCAGUAAGCAGCCUUUAACACUUCAGGAUGCCAUAUCUAGAGGAAUAAUUGAUCCAAUCUGUGGAACUUACCAUGACCAGAACAUGCAUAAGGACCUGACACUGCAGCAAGCUAAAGAUGUAGGUUACAUCUUCAAGGAAAGAGAUCCUUCAAAGAGUGCAGUGGAAAUAUAUGUUGAAGAAUUCUUAUCAGAGACAACUUCUACUGGAAGGAAGAAACUUGAAGAAGCCUUUGAGAGUGGCAUCCUUCAUAGAUCAAACUCACAGGUCAUUGAUCCAGAUACUGUCCAACCAAUUACUUUGAGAAGAGCUGCUAGUUUGGGCAUGAUUGAUGUCAAGACUGGUAACUAUAAGAACCCUCAAACAGGGGAAUGCAUGUCACUGGCUGAUGCUGUCCAAAGAGGUUUCAUUCUGAGCCCCAAAGGGCUCAGUCUUUACAGUGCUGUAAUGAAAGGACUAUAUGAUUCAACUUCUGGGCAGUUCGUGGGACCAGUAAGAACUGAUUCUUUGAAGGAUCUCAUUGAAGAUCAAGUCAUCACUCCCCUCUGUGUUGAAGUAAGGGACUUAAGUCAUGACAGUGUGAUAUCCCUAGGGGAGGCAAUAAAAAGAGGAUUGAUUGAUCCUGACAGUGGCUGCUAUGUUAACCCCUCCAGUAACCAGUCUUUUGACUUCAAUGAUGCUAUAGCUGCAGGACUUAUCCUCAGUAGUAGCUCAAGAGAAGGCUUACAAGAGGCUUCACAGAUGAGACAGAAAAGCUCUGCAAGAGGUAAAGCUUUCCCAGAGAAAGAUCAGACUCCAGUUGUGAGCGAUGAGGGUAAGCCAGAGCUAGAUGUUCUGAAAACAGAUGAAACGAACAGACCAGAAGGUGCACCAAUUGAGUCAGACAAGAUGAGCAAUAAACAGGAACCUGAAGUUGUUUGUGCAGCUCUUGCAGUACCGAAAAAGGACACAGUUGGUGUAACAAAACCACUUCAACCCACAUUUGGUGUUGCAUCAAUGGGAGAGGUUGAUUCAGGUGAAAUACAAGCAGGAGGAUCAUGGACUGAAAGUGUGCAGAAACCUAUUAAAGAUGUUUAUAACAUCAGUGAGAGUAACAGAGAAGAUGGCUCACAAGUUCAUCACAACAUCAAGGUUGAUGAUAUUGGAAGAAGUGUUAUGUCAGAAGGUGAUGAUACUCGAGGAAGAACUGAUCUGGAUAUCAGUGGCCAUGGUGGAAUGGAUGCAUCACAUGUCAUUGAGGCUGGCAGGAAGGAUGUUUCCGAAAGUCAUGAAAAUGAUCAACAUGUAUUAAAAAUUGUUGGAAAGAAUGGAAAAGAUGUUCCAAAGGCAAGUGGAAGUGCCAGAAAAGAAGUUUUAGAACUUGGCAGAGAUGUAUCAAAAAUUGCAGGAAAUGAUGGCGAAAAUGUCUCAAGAGUUAGUGAAAGUUCCAAAAAGGAUGCUCCAGAACUUGGAAGAGAUGUAUCAAAGGUUGCAGGAAACAUUAAUGAAGAUACUCCAAAUGCUGUUGAAAAUACCAGAAAAGAUGUUCCAGAAAAUGAAAGACAUAUAGCAAGAGUCGAUGAAACUGAUGGAAAAGAUAUUCCUAAAGUUCUUGAACGUUCCAGAAAGGAUGCUUCAAGGGAACCUGAAUAUGGCAGAGAGGAUGAUAUCAAAGUGAAGGCAAAUGUGAAAGAUGUGUCCAAUAUUGUUGAAAAUCAUGAGCAGAGAACAAAAUCUGAAAGAGUACUCAAAGAUCCAUCCCCAGUAGUUAGUUCUUACUCCAAGGACAAUGUACCCAACAUGGCUGAAAGAGAUGGUGUCAAGCAAAGUGUGGAUCUUAAACCAUCCAUUAAGGUUGAUUUUAGGAGCUCUAAUGGAGAUACUGACAGACCCCAAAUCAAAACUACUGAUGAAGCAGCAGCUGCAGCUGAUACAACCAGAACACGAAGCACAAGAAAUCAGAAGGCGGGAAAGCAGGCAGAAUGUGACCUGAAACAGAAAGUCGACCGAGCUCGUAUCAUCAGCUGGGAUGAAAGUGAUGCCAGCACCCCUGAGAGUGAAGCCAACAGGCUGAAUGAGCUCAUUUUGAAGAUGAACAUUAAAGCAGGCAACACAGCCAGGGAAAGGAGAAAGGGGCGUCUGGCGGACUCGUACGAGAAGCUCAUGCAGGAUCUCAGCAAUGAACAGAAUCGUAUCUCAGACUUCGAGCAGCUUCUGAAGGAGGACCAGCAGAUGGGAGAUGAGGCCUACAAGGUCCAGAGUCAGUUGGAAGCUCACAAGGCUAUCCAUGAAGAGAUCACUAGUCACCAACAGAGGAUGCUGUCUCUGGUGUACCAAGCGGAACAGCUAACUGAACACUACCAGGAGGAACUGACGCCAGAGCAGGUCGUGGAGAUUCAGACCAUGGCUGCUCAGCUGAAGAAGAGUCUCAACAAGGUGGUGAAAACGUCCGAGACGCGUCUGAAGCACCUAUCUACAGCCCUAGAGGAGUUGACCAAGUACGAGACCGAGCACAACAAGUUCCUGGUGUGGCUGACGACAGCUGAGAAGGAGCUGGACAGACAGGAGGAGUGCAUGCAGAGAUUUGAGGAUCUCAAACCACUGGCAGACAAACAGAAGAACCUGUUGUCUGACAUUGUGGCCCAUCAAGCUGAUCUCAGGUUCAUGUCAAUGACGUCGCAGAAAUUCAUGGAGGAAGCCAAGCUUCACAAACUGGAGGUUGAAGCUUUCAAAGCAGACCGACAACGCCCAGCUCGCCUCAGUCUUAUCAGUAUGGAGGGUCUGGCAGCAGAAACUGUCAAGGAGGAUUUCAAGGAAACCCAAACACGCUACCAGGAUCUGAAGGGCAAGUGCGGCAACUUUGGUGAAAGGUUGAACGAUCUGGCCAACAAACAGAGAGACUAUAAUGACGUGGCGUUCAAACUGCUUCAGUGGCUGACAAAAGCUGAAGACAACCUUAUGUCCAUCAAGCAAGAAAGUGGAUCUCCUGAUCCCAACAGACUUCAUGAUCAGCUGGAAAAGCUGAAGUCACUUAGGACUGAUGCCAUUGCACAGUCUGGUGUUGUUGAUGAUUUCCAAAGAAAAGGAAGGAACUUGACCAAUGGUCUGAGUGGCAUCUCUGCUGACCCACAACAACUUGGUAAGAUGCAAGAUACUCUGAAGGACAUUACCAGCAGGUACGAAUCACUCAACAAAGACAUUGAUGAACAGACAAAGAAUCUACAGACUGCCAUAACCAAGUCUCAGGGAGUCAAGGAGGCUGUCGGUGGUCUGCUCAACUGGAUGAAAGAUGCUGAAAAGGUGAUGAAGAAACAGAAUGCAAUCAGUCUCAACCCAGACAAUAUUCAGGAACAGAUGCAAGAGUUCCGUGCUGUUGAGAGUGAUAUCUUGAAUCAUAAGUCCAGCAUUGACUCCAUCAAACAGGGAGCCAUUGAUCUCAUCAAGACCUGUGACCUUGAGAUGGCCCGUGCCCUUGAAUCACAAGUUGAGGACAUAGACAAGCAGUAUGCUACCAUUCAAAAGAAGGUUGAGGUCAGAGGACGCGACCUUGAGGAUGUGUCAGCUAAUCUGAAGAAAUUCCAGGAUGAACUUAAAGACUCAAAUCAAUGGAUAGUAGCAAACAUUGAUAACAUGGAAUCAAAGGACUUUAACAAAAUGCCAAGUGAAGAGAUGAAAUCAGAACUGGAAAAAGUAGCUAACCAGAAGAACAGACGAGCUGGAUUAGUUUCUGACAUCAAGAAACUUGGUGACUCCCUUGUGAAAGAUCCAAGAACAGGAGAAGUGACUUCUGUGAAGGACUCCCUUGCCGAGCUAGAGAGGAACUGGGAUGACCUGACUGUUCUUCUGGCUGACAAGGAGAGAGAGGCAGAACAGAAGGAGAAACAGGACAAUGAAUUUGAGAAUGCCAAGACCUUGAUUCUUCUGUGGCUGGCAGCGAUAGAGUCUCAGUUGGAUUCCUUUGAGCCUGUUGCUGUUGACAUUGAGACAGUGGAGCGGCAGAUUGCAGAACUACAGCCAAUGCUUGAGGAGUUUGAGGGUCAUGGUGAGAAGGUGGAUGAAAUCAAUGACCUUGGCAAUGCUCUUGAGAUGAUGCAGUCAUCCUCGGAACGACCUCUCAGCCCAUUCAGAAGGAUCAACAGUCGGAGACGCCUUGGUCUAUAUUCUUCGCGACUGCGUACCCCUUCCCCCACAUUCCCCACGUCCCCGACCACUCUGGCCACCAGCCCUCUGUCCAGCGAGUCCAGCGGGGUAAGCAGCAGGAAGAGCAGCUCCGACAACUUGCUGCUGGACGAUCUGUCUGAAACCCAGCAACAGCUGUUGGACAUCAAUCAACGGUAUGACAUCGUGGGCGAACGCAUGGCUGACCGGCAGCAGGAGCUGAACACGGUCCUGGCCAGCAUCAAGACCUUCCUGCAGGACCUCCAGGACAUGCUGACCUGGCUCGACAUGAAGGACGGCGACAUCAGCAAACAGGUGGCCUCCAUCCCCACCAAUGAGAAGGAGGCCAAGAGGAAGCUGAAGGACCAUGAGGCAUUCCACCGAGAGCUGUUGGGCAAGGAGGGUCUCGUGGAGGACAUCAGGAAGAAGGCUCAGCACCUGCUGAAGACCAAGCCUGGAGUCCCUGGACUAGACACUCUUCAGUCCCAGAUCUCACAGCUAGAUGACAAAUGGCAUGGACUCCGCGCUACCUCUGAGCAGCGCCGUAAGAGCCUGGAGGACAUGGUGUCCCACUUGAAAAGCCUGCGUGAAAAUGGGGAUCAGCUCAACAAGUGGCUCACCCAAAAGGAGAAGAUGCUUGACGUUUUGGGGCCAGUUGCUACGGAGCCUGCACUCAUCCAGACCCAACUGGACCAGGUCAAGGUCCUUUCUGAGGAGUUCAGCAGCCAGGAGCCCUUGUACGAUCAGUUCAUCCAUGCUGGUCACUCCAUACUGGACAAAUGUGACCCAGAGUCACGUGACGCUGCUACCAUCAGCCGCAAGAUGGACACCAUCAGCAAGGGCUGGGAGAAACUGCAGAGCCGCCUCAACGAGCGACAGUCCAGUUUGAGUGCCAUAGAAGGCAUUGGAUCUGAGUUUGCACAGAAAACCAGCAUGUUACAGAACUGGGGCCACGACUUCCACAACCGACUGGACUCGCUCCCACCCGUCAGCCCAUACCCCCGAGAAACAGAGCAGGCAGGCGAAUUGGCGGAGGAGAUGGUCGAACAGACACCUGUGUUUGCUCGCACCAAGGAGUUGUGUAAACAACUCAGUGAGAAGACCAAAGACUCUGCCACCAAAGCAGACCUUCGUGCCAAGCUGGCCAGGGUUGAGAAAACCUUCGCCGAUGCCCGAGAAGAAAAUGGUCUGGAAUUAUUGUGCCUCUACAGUCAUGCAAGGAAUGAAGCUCUGGAGGUGGCUGGCAAGGAGGGGCAGAAGUUCGCUGCUGACUGUAAGGAGAACCUGGCAUGGAUCACCGAUGUAUCUCGCAGACUCCGAAACCAGGAGCCUCUCUCUGGGGAUCAGAAUGUGCUAAAGAAACAGGCAGAUGAUCACAAGGUUUUGCUUCAAGAUCUUGCUGCCCAAGAGCCUGAUAUAAAGGAUCUCUUGGACAAGGGACAGAAGAUACUUGAAAAAGCUUCUCCAACCAUGGACACAAGGAAUAUCGCAGAAACCCUGGAUCAGAUCCAGGCAGAGUGGAAGGAUCUCCAGGACUCGGCCAAGGACAAGGAGCAGGAUCUUGGUGAAGCCAAGGCCCAUGCCAAGAAGUACCAGGACUGCCUGGACAAGAUGCUCAUGUGGAUGGACAUGUCAGAGGACAAACUGAAGAAGACUUCGCCAGAUAAACUGGAUAAAGACACUGUUGGCAAGAAGCUGAAGGAGCUUCAGGCCCUGCAGAAUGAUGUCCUCAAGAAGACCCAUGACCACGAUCACCUGAACCGGGAAGGAGAGGCCCUGAUGGAAUGUGUGAAGGAUGGCCGACAGAAUGUUAGGAACCAGCUUGAUGACCUAAACAACCGCUGGGAGCAUCUCAACUCAGGCAUCACCGAGAGGAGCCAGAGUCUGGAGGACCUCCAGCAGAGGCUGGCUGAGAUCCAAGACAACAUGUCUGAUGCCACCGGCAAUCUCCUCAAGUGGGAAAACAAACUGGAAUCUCAUCUUGCUCUCGGACAAAUGUCAAAGGAUCCCAAAUAUCUGGACAAAAUCAAGAACCUCCAGGAGGAUGUUGGAGGCCUCCAGGACCAGCUCGACUACCUGGACGCCCUGGUUGAGGGAAUCAGUCUGGAGGCUUCAGAGGACCCAGACACAGCAGAGCUCAAGGCCAACGUGGACAAGGUUCGGGACAGACAGGAUGCCCUCCAGGAGAAUCUCAACGAGUUGCUGGGUGACAUGGAGACUGGCUCUCAAGUUGUUGGACAGUUCCAGGGACAACUAAGGAAUGUAGCUGGAGAGAUGUCUGAUCUGGAGAAUGAACUGAAGAAGAUGGGCCCAAUAGCCCGUGAUGAGAACACCCUGGAUGCCCAGAAACAGGACCUUCGGGAGUACCAGAACCAGCUGGAAAACAUGGGCGAUGCUCUACAUGACCUGGAGAGACAGAGUGACGAUCUGCUCAGAGCAGGAUACAUCUCUGACCCAGACAUGCUUCGAACACAGCUCGCCAACCUGAAGAACCAGCACGAGCGCCUGACUGAUCAAGCCAGACAACGGUCUGAUGAUAUUGAAGCCACCCAGGACAAGGUGAAGAAUGUCAAUGACAAUCUGAAGAGACUAAGGAAGGAUAUGGAUGAGACUGCAGACAACCUGGAGUCUCUGAAACCUGUUGGUGGAGAUGUCGGUCUCAUCAAGGAACAGCAGGAUGAACUCAAGAAUGUUGUUCGCAACCACAUUGAGCCACUCCAGAAGCAAAUCGACGUCGUUACUUCAGAAGGACAAAGCCUGAUUCAGUCUGUCCCACCUGGAGUAGACACAUCUGAACUGGAAACUGAUCUGGAGGUCCUUGCUGACAAAUGGUCACAACUUAAUGAGAAGGUGUCUGACCGUGAGAGGAGCCUGGACAGUGCCCUGUUGCAGUCCGGUAAGUUCAACGAUGCUCUGGACUCCUUGCUGUCCUGGCUGUCUGAGACAGAGGACAUGGUGGCCAACCAGAAAGCUCCAUCACCUGAGUUCAGGGUCGUCAAGGCACAGCUCCAGGAACAAAAGUUCCUGCAGAAGAUGCUGGAGGACAGAUGGCCCAGUGUUAACAACCUGAAGGACACUGCAGAAACCCUCCAGUCCACCGUAGACCCUAAGGAGAAGAAGAAGAUCCAGAAGCAGAUGGGUGACCUUGAUGCUCGAUGGGGAGCUCUGGCCAAGAAGGCUGAUGAAAGGAUGGCGAUGUUGGAAGAUGUGGUAAACCUUGCCAAGGACUUCCAAGGAAUCACUGAACCUCUGACCUCAUGGUUGACUGAUGGAGAGAAGAAGUUUGCCCAGCUUGAGCCCAAGGCUCUUGAUGCUGAGGGGAUCAAGAAGUUGGUGAAAGAACUCAAGCAACUCCAAGAUGAGAUUGAUGAAAAGGAUGAUGAUGUUCAUAGUCUGGCCUCCAAAGGCAAGAGUCUGCAGGAUUACUGCAAAGGUGAUGACGUGGUCUUCAUUCAGAAGAAGAUAGAUGAUGGUCAGAAGAGAUAUGGGGACCUCAGGAACAAGGUGGAGGACAUCCUGGAGCAGAUGGAAGAAGCUCUCCCAUUGGCUGAGAAAUUCCAUAAUGCCCAUACCAAGCUCCUUGAUUGGUUCAACAAGGUGGAACCAGACGCAAGAUCAAAGGAUGUUGUUGGUCAGGAUGCUGAAGAGCAUGUACAGGUUCUCAUGGACCAACUUGAGGAGAUUGAACCUAUCCUUGAAGUUCUCAACUCUGAAGGCAACGACUUGGCGGACUUGGCUCCAGGAGACUCUGGACUCCGUAUUGAAGACCUCAUCUCCAAGGACAACAAGAGGUUUGAGAAUGUCAAAGACCAAAUUGCCAAGAAGGCCGAGAAGGUCCAACUGUCCAGACAGAAAUCAAAUGAGGUGGUGAAUGCUCUGGAUGACCUGCUGGAGUGGUUUGAGGAGGAGGAGGGCAAGCUCCUGGAAUGUAAGCCCAUCGGCUCAGAUCCUACAGUCCUACAGCCACAACUUGUGGAGCAGAAGACCAUGAACGACGACAUUAACAGCCAGAAAUCCAAGGCCAGAGAUGCGAUUGCUCUGGGGAAGAAGUUGCUAAGAGAGAACUCUGUUGAGGAAGAUGGUGCCAUCAGGGAAAAGAUGGAUCUUCUGAAGCAGAGGUCUGAUGGUCUGUCUCGGAUGAGCAACGACAGACUCACCCAGCUGGAGCAGGCACUGCCAUUGUCUAAACACUUCGCUGAUACCCACACUGACCUUGUGUCUUGGAUGGAGGAGAUCGAACCCUCACUUGCCGAGCUGGAGAAACCCUCCAUUGACAUGGAACAAGUGAAGAAACAGCAGGAGAUGAUCAAGGCCCUGAGACAGGAUGUGGCAGAUCAGAAGCCGAUGUGUGACCGUCUGAACAAGACAGGCAACGCACUGCUGCAGAUUUGUGGCGCUGGAGAUGCUGGGAAUGUCCAGGACAUUCUGGAUGAUGACAACCGCCGCAUGGACGACAUCAGGAACGGUGUCAGGGAGAGGUCGCACUCCAUCGAUGCUGCCAUGCAACAAUCUGCUGAGUUCACUGACCAACUUGAGGACAUGCUUGAGACAAUGACCACCACAAAUGAGCAAGUCCAGAAUGCUGAGCCCAUCUCCGCCUUCCCAGACAAACUCAGAGACCAGAUUGCUGAGAACAAGGACAUCAUUGGUGAUAUGGACAUGCGAGAAAAGGCACUGGAGAAGGUCAAGGUCACUGCUGAAGAACUGCUGAAACAGGCUGGAGACACCCAAGAUGAUGCAGUUAAAGAUGUAAAAGAGAAGCUGGAUGAGCUUAUCCAGCUGUUUGAUGACAUCAAGACCAGCACAAAGGAUCGUGGCCAGAACCUGGAGGAUACGCUUGAUGUGUCGGAGAAGUUCUGGGAUGAUCUCAACAACCUCAUGGGCACUCUCAAUGAGUUGCAGUCAAACAUCAAGAGCCAGGAUCCUCCAGCACUGGAACCAGAAGCCAUCCGAGAACAGCAGGAGGAGCUUGAGGCUCUGAAAGAGGACAUCCAGGCUACUGCUGCUGAUCUUGAUGAUGUCCGCCAGGCAGGAGACCAUCUCCUGUCUAUGGUGGGAGAUUCAGACAAGCCAGAAGUCCAGAAGAACAUCGAGGACGCAGACGCCAACAUGGCUUCUAUCAGUGAUGAGUGUGAGAAGAGGUCCAAGACCCUUGAAGAUGCUCUCAAGAAGGCUGUCACCUUCCAGGAUGAGCUGAUGAAAAUGCUUGUUUGGCUCCAAAGGAUGGAAGAAAGGUUCUGUGACCUAGGACCCAUUGGAUCUGACUUUGAAACAAUCAAGAAACAAUGGGAUGAUCUCAAGAUCUUCAAAGCUGACGUUGACCCCAAACAAAUUGACGUCGAGACCCUGACCCAGCAAGUGAAUGACAUGGUGAAGGACUCUAAUGCUGAGCAGGCUGCUGUGGUGAAAGAGCCCCUCCUGGAGGUCAACACCAGGUGGGACACGCUGGUGGCCGGAAUCGGAGAGAGACAGAGGCAGCUACAGAUGGCCCUGCUCAGUGUCGGUCAGUUUGACCAUGCCCUGGACGAGCUGCUGUCUUGGGAGGAGAAGACAGAUAAGGCCCUUGAUGCCAUUACACCAGUUGAAGGCGAGGUCAAGGACAUCGAGAUGGAGCUGGCUAAACUUAAGUCCCUCCAGAACGACAUCACAGCACACCAGCCUAGCGUGGACUCCCUCAACGAGGAGGCCCUGAAGCUGAUGGCCACCGACACUGGAGAGUCAGCCGCUAAGCAGAAGGUGGACAAGAUGAACAACAGAUGGGAUGACCUUCAGGACAAGUGUGGGGACAAGCAGGCCAGGCUGGAGUCUGCCCUCAAGGAGGCACGCUCCUCCUUGGGUGGAGAUCUUCAGGACAUCAUGAUGAAGCUGGGAGAUGUAGAGAACCAACUCAUCACUUCCAAGCCAGUCGGAGGACUUCCAGAAACUGCCAAAGAACAACUCGAGAAGUUCAUGGAUGUAUACAGUGAGCUUCAAGCCCUUGACCCAAUGAUCAAGUCUGUCAUAGACAAAGGACAAAAACUUGCCAAGAAAUCCAAACGACCGGCUCAAUCUAACCUGACCCAGAAUGUUGGGGCUCUCAAGCAGAGGUGGGACCAUGCCAAAAAUAGAGCAGAGGACAAGAAGAAAAAGCUGGAGGAAGCUGUUGGCCUCGCUGGCAACUUCCACUCAGAGCUGAACAAGUUCAUCGCAUGGCUGACGGACACAGAGAAAACCCUGAACAACCUCAACCCAGUCAGUCGGCUUGUUGACAGAGUGACCAAACAGAUCGAUGAACACAGGUUUCUGCAGAAGGACGUGAGCAAGCACCGAGAGGCGAUGGUUGCUCUUGACAAGAUGGGUACCCAUCUUAAGUACUUCAGCCAGAAGCAGGACGUCAUCCUCAUCAAGAAUCUGCUGUCCAGCGCUCAGCACCGCUGGGAGAAGAUUGUUUCCCGCAGUGCAGAGAGGACCAGGCAUCUAGAGCGAGGGUACAAGGAGGCCAAACAGUUCCAUGAAAUGUGGCGAGACCUGAUAGACUGGCUGGUUGAGGCACAGGCGGAAGUAGAUUCAGACCAGUUCAUUGCUAAUGAACCUGACAAGAUCAAGGCCCAGAUUGCCAAACAUAAGGAGUUCCAGAGGAAGCUUGGCUCCAAGCAGCCCAAGUUCGACACUGUUAACCGCACUGGCCGUGCUCUCAAAGACAAAUGCCCGAAAGAAGAUAGUCCUGAAAUACAACAGAUGUUGAAUAAUCUCAAGUCCAGAUGGAAUGCAGUCUGUGGAAAAUCUGUUGACAGACAACGUAAGCUGGAGGAAGCGCUGCUGACCUCCGGUCAGUUCAACGAUGCCCUGCAAGCACUGAUGGACUGGCUGGCCAAAGUGGAGCCCACCCUCGGGGAGGACCAACUGGUCCAUGGAGACAUCGAGACGGUCAACAGUCUGGUGGACCAACACAAGUCAUUCCAGAACGAGCUGAGUGCGAGAACCAACACUGUGGCCUUUGUUCAGAAGUCAGCCAAGGAGCUGAUGGAGAAGUCGCAGGAGGACACAUCUCAGCUCCAGGCACAGCUCAUCGAGCUGUCAACCAUGUGGGACCGUACCUGCCGACUCAGCGCAAACAAACAACAGCGCCUUGACCAGGCACACAAACUGGCUGACGAGUUCCAGAAGAAGGCCCAGGGUCUCGUGGACUGGCUUGCAGAGGCGGAACAAACCCUCCGCUACCGAGGCCCCAUCCCUGAUGAGGAGCCUCUCAUCCUGCAGCAGAUGGACGAACACAAGAAAUUUGAGGAGGCCUUGAUGAGACAGGAGGCCACCCUGAGAGAAACACUGAACAUCGGACAGGACAUCAUGAAGCGGUGUCACCCCGAUGCUGUGUCCACCAUGAAGUACUGGCUGUCAGCACUCCGGGCUCGCUGGGAAGAGCUGACCAGCUGGUCCAAGCAGCGAGGUCAUCGCCUGGCCGAGGGGUUGACCCACCUGAGGAAGAACAACGCCCUGCUGGAGGAACUGCUGGCCUGGCUGAACUCAGCUGAGGUGAAGCUGCACAACCAGGACCAGGAACCUCUCCCGGAGGAAAUCCCGGCCAUCAUGGAGCUCAUCCGGGAACAUCAGGAUUUCCAGAACGAAAUGUCUGGCAAGCAACCAGAAGUCGACCGUCUGACCAAGGCUGGAAAGAGGCGGACAUCGUCUGUAUCUCAAGAUGGAGUUUCCUCUUUCAUUCCCGUACUCAAAGGAGCUUACAAGACACCAACCAAAUCAUCAACACCUGAUUUUGGGCGCCGGACACCGGAACCAGGCCGUAAAACUCCAGAACCUCUAUACGCCAAUCCAAGAGUGGGCGCUCUGUUCAACAAAUGGAGACAGGUUUGGCUUAUGGCCAUGGACAGACAACGCAAGCUGCAAGACGCCCUUGAGUACCAGAAUGAGGUGGAGAGGAUGAAGAACUUUGACUUUGAUGAAUGGAGGAAGCGCUACCUGCGAUGGAUGCAUCAUAACAAGGCUCGCAUCAUGGACCUGUUCCGUCGCCAGGAUCGCGACCAUGAUGGGCAGGUCACGAGGAAGGAGUUCAUCGAAGGCAUCAUUUCAUCCAAAUUCCCAACAUCUAAGCUUGAAAUGAAUGCUGUUGCUGAUAUUUUCGAUCGUAACCGUGAUGGCUACAUCGACUACAAGGAGUUUGUGUCAGCCCUCAGACCAGACAGAGAUCCUCCCAAGCCGGAGACAGAAGCCGACAAGAUCAACGACGAAGUGAAGCGACAAGUGCACAAAUGCACCUGCAUGAGGCAGUACAAGAUCCACAAGAUCGGAGAAGGGAAAUACAGGUUUGGGGACUCACAGAAACUGCGUCUGGUUCGAAUCUUACGUAGCACUGUGAUGGUGCGAGUUGGAGGAGGUUGGAUAGCCUUGGAUGAAUUCCUCGUCAAGAACGACCCAUGCAGAGUUGGCCUGUGGAGGCGAAACCGAUUUCGCUUCAUGAGACGUUUUCUUCAUCACGACCAGUCGAAGGGAAGGACAAAUAUAGAGCUCCGUGAGCAGUUUAUCCUAGCAGAGGGGGUGAGUCAGUCCAUGACAGGUUUCGUCCCCAAGACUCCCCCUAGCUCCAACUCUGGCAGUUCCACCUACUCUGGCGGCAACAACUCCUGGAGCAGUCGGUCCCCAAGCACCGCAAGCGGGCCAGUCUACAAGAUUCGGGAAAAGACGCAACACCAAUCGCCGUGGAAACGUGGCAAGACAAGUCCUGACAAGGAAGUUACCCAAAUUAUGUCACGAACAGAGACGCCGAAAGGUCGCUAUUCAAAAGAUCUUCGUAGUCCUAGAAAUAUCAAUAGUCCAGUAAGUAGAAGUUCAAGUCGGGCUAGCACCGGAACAGGAAGUCGUCCACCGAGCAGGACAGGAAGUGAAGCAUCAGAGACAAGUGAACCUGAUCUGUAUUUGUCUGCCCAGGGUGAGGCCAGAACACCGAGUGGACGCAACUCCUCGACGCUAACGUCUCGGAUGCUGCAAACACCCCCGCACACACAAUCUCACAUACCAACGCCAACCAAAGGAUCAAAAAUACCCAAAUUUUCACCCCGAAAGAAGUGAAUGAUGACUUUUCAGACACGUGAUGGAAAUGAACACUCUCAAUGUCUUUCAGUUUUUGCGUACAUUCGGAUUCUGAAAAUGUACAGUGUACAGUUUGUUUAGUUUUUGCAUCGAUGAUUGACAGCGAAAUAUGCUAAUUCUGUCGUGGAUGCUAAUCAAUAUGGAUGUGCAAAGAAAAAAACUUUGUUUUGAUUAUGUCAAUUUCGUUAGAAUACGUCAUCAUCAAGUGCUGCUUUGUGAAUCUCAGUUCAAGGAAGAGUGUCAAUUUUGUGACGACGUCUGUUGAUCAAUGGAGGUCUUGUGCUUAUUGAGUGCAACGUGAUGAUGGUACCCCAUUAAGUGCUUAAUCUAGCUAGAUAUAAUACCCUGGAACUAGUGUCGUCAUACGGUUCUCUGCUUAUUAUUCUCAUAAGCAACUGUAAAGUGUUUGUCUCAAGAUAUAUUUUGCCAAUAACAUGACACCCCUGUGAAUGAAGUAGAACCACCUAGACACAAUGAAAGAGUCUAUUCCAUGUUAGAUUGCAGGGGUGGUUAGUAUGUAGAUGCUCAUAGUCUAGCAUUAACUUAUUUAAAGCUUAUACAUAUUGAUAUUUAACUGAUACAGGGUGCCUAAGCGAUGUAUAUUUCAAUAAAGGUAUACUACUUUUCCUGUAUAGAUAUUCGUAAUGAUUCGGAUAGAAUCUUAUCAGGUUCAAAAAUAUUUUUAUGCAUCCACGCUACAGAUUGUUGAAUCGAAGUUUAUUGUUACGGAUGCCAAAGCGAAGGUAAUGUUUUGUCCGAGUUGUUGUUUGUGUAUAGAUAUUGUUAUUAGUGUGAAAAGGUUAGUUUUUUUCCGUUCAGUGAUUCUUUUGUGGCGUUAGCAUCAAGGAAAUUCUUUCAUUCAUUUCAGAUAACAGGUUGUAGAUAUUUUAGCAGCCAAAUUUGAUGUCGUUUCUCAAAUGUUUUCUCGAUGGUCAUUAUUGCUGCAAAUUUACCAUCUUUUCGUGACCAGGUUGAAAAUAUUUGUCUUACGAUGACAAUCUAGGUUGGUUUAGCUGUGUGUUCGAGAGAGAUAGCGUGUGAGCAUGAUGUAUUAUUGUGUAUGCAGGUUGUGAUUGAGUUUAAGCUUCAAGCAAUUAUUCAUUCAUGCCGCUUAAUUAUAUUCAGAUGUGUAUUAUAUAUGAACAACAUUUUCAUUAGUUUGAACAUUGUAUUGAAGGCUAAGCCAUACUGACAUCAAUCCCUAGGUAUGAAUGGUUUUGUUGGUCUCACUUAAGAUUCCUAUUACUGUUAUUACAUACAAUGUAGCCAGGUUAAUUUUUUAUUUCAAAGUAAUAUAAAUAUGCGCUGAAAAUAUUUUGAUAUCAUCUUAAAUUAUUGUGGUAUAUAUUACUAUUAUUAUGAUGUCUCUGGUACUACAAUUAAUGCCUCUGUAACCAUUCCUGAAUACCUUAUGUGGUUGGUCUACAGGAAGAAGUUACUUAACAUAUGCCGUAUUCCAUGACAUAAUUUGAUAACAAUCGCUUCUUGUAAGGAGAUGUACGUGAUAUAUGAGACGUGCUAACUCUGCAUAAUAUUGAAAUGAUAUUUCGGGUGAAUGGGGAAAUUAUCCUUGCCAGAAAAGCAGAAAAUGGUUGAUUCAAAAUACACUGAAUAAAUAUAUGAAUCUCA